Molecule: messenger RNA, 5022 nt
Organism: Cucumis sativus (cucumber)
Lineage: Eukaryota; Viridiplantae; Streptophyta; Magnoliopsida; Cucurbitales; Cucurbitaceae
Product: KH domain-containing protein At4g18375
Exons: 8
Coding region: 165-2042 (625 amino acids)
Biological process (GO): regulation of gene expression
Cellular component (GO): cytoplasm; nucleus
Molecular function (GO): mRNA binding
Source: RefSeq, a predicted model, not a curated record
UGACAAGUUUGGGGAACACUAGAACGAAAUAAAUACCGAAACAAAAUACAAAGCGCGGUUCUUGAAAACCCUCGUAGUCUAUCCUACCAUCGCAGUAUCGGCGGCCUUCUGUCUGUGGUGGUGCAGCUACUUGUUUAUUCGCUGAGAUAAAUUGAAAUUUUAAAAUGGUGAGUGGGAAGCGACCUUAUGGUCAGAGGGACUAUAAUGGAGACAAUAAGGGGUACAAGAGACGGAUUACUGAACAAGAUGACUGGGUUAGUGAUGAACUUGUUGUUUACCGAAUACUUUGCCCCGAUGAGGUCAUUGGAAGUGUUAUUGGCAAGAGUGGGAAAGUGAUAAACUCAAUAAGGCAAGAAACGAGGGCAAAGAUUAAGGUGGUUGAUCCAUUUCCUGGUGCUAAGGACCGUGUUAUAACAAUAUUCUGCUUUGUUAAGGAUAAGGAGGAUGUGGAAGUUGAUGACGAGUUCAAUGACAGACAAACAUUAUGUGCAGCUCAAGAUGCUCUUCUUAAAGUUCAUGCUGCCAUUGCUAAUGCACUGGCUUCUGCUGGAGAUUUAGACCGGAAACAGAGGGAUAAAGAACAAUGCCAAAUUCUUAUCCCUUCAAGCCAGUCUGCUAAUGUCAUUGGUAAAGCAGGAUCGACUAUAAAAAAGCUUAGAAGCAAGACGAGGACCAGUAUAAAAAUCAGCCCCAAAGAUGCCACUGAUCCAAUUCAUUCGUGUGCCAUGGAUUUUGACAAUUUUGCUGUGAUAGCUGGAGAACCUGAGGGAGUAAGACGGGCAUUGUUUGCAAUAUCUUCAAUUAUGUAUAAGUUCCCUCCCAGAGAAGAGAUUCCUCUCGAUACAAAUGUAAACGAAGCCCCUCCUAAUAUAAUUAUCCCAUCCGAUGUUCCUCUGUAUUCAGCAGGAGGGCUAUAUCCAAGUGCAGAUCCCAUUCUUCCUCCCAGAUCUAUUCCACCAAUGCUUGGUGCUCAACAUGUUCAGGAUCUUCACGAUUACCCUGAAAGUGGGAAUGCAUGGCCUCUCUAUUCAUCUUCUCUUCCUGUGGUUCCUGGUGGUAUUAGUGGUCAUCCUCCAUCGGAGGAGUUGGUGGUUAGAGUAUUAUGCCCCUUUGAUAACAUUGGCCGUGUCAUUGGUAAAGGUGGGGGUACCAUUAAAAGCAUAAGGCAAGCUAGCGGUGCUCGUGUAGAGGUUGAUGACACCAAGCGUGAUUGUGAUGAAUGCAUUAUUACUAUCUCGUCAUUUGAGUCCUUGGAUGAUCUGAAAUCAAUGGCUGUUGAAACUGUGUUAUUGCUGCAAGAGAAGAUUAAUGAUGAUGAAGGUGGUACGGUGAUUAUGAGACUACUUAUUCCAUCUAAAGUUAUUGGUUGUAUUAUAGGAAAAAGUGGUUCAAUCAUUAAUGAGAUUCGGAAGUCAACUAGAGCUGAUAUCCGUAUUUCUAAGGGCGACAAACUUAAGUGUGCUUCUUCCAGUGAUGAACUUGUUGAGGUAACUGGUAAAGUUGGCUGUGUGAGAGAUGCAUUGGUCCAGAUUGUGUUGAGGCUUCGUGAUGAUGCUUUGAAAGAGAGGGAUGUUGGUCAUAACUCUGCUAUUGUUACUGAUUCAAUGUACUCAUCAGGUUCCAGUUUUUCAAUGCCAUCUGUCUUGCCUUCUGUUUCUCCUGGGGCUCCACCAAUGGGCUAUGAUCAGAGGGCUGAAAGUGGGAGUGGAUUAGGCGUUCUCUCUUCAAGUGGCCUAUAUGGAUCUGGAUCACUGUCGAUGGGAGACAAUGGGUAUGGAUACAUGUCCUCAUAUUCAUCCAAGUUGUAUGGAGGGCUGCCUCCUCCAUCUUCUCUCGAGAUGUUGAUCCCAGCAAAUGCAGCUGGUAAAGUAAUUGGAAAAGGAGGGGCUAAUAUCGCCAACAUUAGGAAGAUAUCUGGAGCGUUGAUAGAGAUCUCAGACUCUAAGUCAUCUAGAGGUGAUCGCAUUGCUCUUAUAUCUGGUACAUCUGAACAGAAGCGCACGGCUGAAAACUUGAUUCAGGCGUUUAUAAUGGCUACAUGAGAAGAAAGAUGACUUUUUUUGGAGGUUACUAGAUGAAAAUCUUCCAUAUCUCAUCAUCCUCUGUAGAUCUCCCUAGGUUCAGUUCUGGAGAUGGGUACUUCUUUUAGCCUUCAAAUUCUUCAGUUUUUUCCCAUUAAAUGUGCACCAGGAUGAAGUGGGAGGAUCUACAGCAGGUUCAUAUCUAGGGUUCCUAGAGCUUUUGUUUCUUAAUCUAUUCUUCUGUGGAUUCUUAGAACUUUUAGGAUCUUUCCUUUCAUACUUGUAUGUCUGGCCUUGUCUUUUAUCAGUUGGGAGUUCUCAUUUCCAAUGCUGUCAUACUCACAUUAUAUGAUGAUUAUGCCAGAUGAGUUCCAGGAUGGUCAUUAUUCUCAAUCUUAUAACUGUGUACAAUAUUUUUCUGUCCAUUCUAUCUCCUACUCAUUUUCUUGGUGGACGAAGUUUUCAAUCAUUGAUCAUUAUUCUCAAUGCAGUUGGUGUUGCUCUUGCCUAUGAUAGUGCUUUAUAACUAUUACAGUGCACCUCAAGAGAAGAGAUCGUUUCCAGAACUUAACUAAAGUAAUCAUCAAAGAAGUUUCUCUUUUGAUUCCUUGCUCUGUACUUCAUGUCAUGACUCCUAAAUUGUUAGUAGGUUGGUGCCAAAUAGCAUCAUAAAUUCUGUGUUUUUUUGCCUCUGAUAUUAUGCCUUCUCUGAUGCCCUUUAUUAAUAGUCAACAGUGAAAUUUUCCAAAAUACAUGAACUGUAGAGCUGGGUCUGAAAUUCCUUGGACAUAUAAGAUUAGCUUCAGAUUGAGAAAGUUCAUUCCACGAAUACUGAUUCCCUAAUAAUAUGCUCACUCCAUUUUCUUGAGAGAACAAUUUUGAGAGCAUUCUCAUUUGGAGGAGCAUGGGGGUUUGUUGCUCUUCACUUCUGGUGGAAAGUUUCGUUCAGUGUCUUAGAUGAUUCAACAGAGAAAGGUCUGUCAUGAGUUCUAUUUUCUACACUAAGUUAAUGCAAUUAUCUGGUUCUUUUUAUUACUCCGUAUACACAAAAUAAGGGUUUUUUUGCUGUGAGAUUUUUAUAAAGAAAACUAUUUUUAAAGUGUUCUUCACCAUGUUCUCAAAGUUGUAUUUUGGAAGGAUCUCUUCUUUGUUUUAAUCAAUUUUCAUAACUAAGAACAAAAUAAAGCUUUUUAUAGUUUUUACAGUUUUUUUUAUCAGAAACAAAAAUACAUUCCAAACAGAAAAAAACAAUCCAUUAAUGAUGUUUUUCACACAUAAAAGCACGUGUAUUCUUGAUUUUUACCUUUCAAAAAGAUAACUUUUGUUUUCAACCAAUGAUUAGUUCUAAUUGUUGAACGAGGUUAUAGCUAGUUGUGAAAGUUCAGAGUUCUUUCAAAGGAAAAAAAAUAUCAUCAAGGGGUUUAGAAUGAUGAUGCCUUUCUGCCCUUGUUUUCAAUUCCUUCUGUAAUCAAUCUACUGUAGUGCUCAUGUAGUGUUUUCUUUGUGUUAUCUCUCUUUCCUGUUCUCUUAUGUCUACUUUAUUCUCAUAACAUCAUUUCAUUUUCUAGCCAAUAAAAUCUUCUAAUUUCUAAAAGAGAUUUUGUGAAGAACGGGUGGUUAGGCUUACUCCUUUAGUGUUUUUAAGAGAUUCUAUAAGAUGUUUCCAUGGUCUAAAUCAUCUUGUGUUGAUUCUGUAAUCCUUUCUGAGAAAUUUUUCCUCUGAGGAGGUUGUUUAGCAUUCAUAUUGAUGUCAUGCAAAUGAAUUAUAUGAAUACAUGUGAGUAAGCCCAACCAUUUUAAGUUUGAAGUAUCUCCCUCUUUUAUCGAAGAUCAUGGCAUAAUGGCUUCUGUUGACUUGAUUCUAAGAAAUGAUCCCAUUAAUGAUUGGCAAAUGUGUUCCCAACCAUCUACCAUUAGAGCAACGAAGUCCUAUUUUGAUGUUAGGUUCCAUCUUACCCUAAACUGAUCACUGUUCACUGUGACUUAAAACGAUGGGAUUUUCCCACCCUCUCAUAUGUUUUCUAGUGCAUGAUCCACUAUUUUUGUACAUUCCUGAAGUUGAUAAUCAUUAAGACCAAUAGGCCGUUUUUCAGUUGCAGUUGAUGGCGUAAUUCUUGCAGAUUUUGUUCCAUGUUAAAAUUAGGAUGUCUGCUAUUAUGCCCUAGACUAUUAGGAUAUUCCAGUGCUUUAUACAGAUAGUUCUGCGAUGCCAGAUUCUUUUCUGUUUGGUAUCUUAGCUCUUCAUUCAGUUAUUUUCCUUUACCAAUCCAACAUAAAUAUAAACUUCAGCAGUGGGAACUUGGCAAAAUUGUCUAAUUUCAAUGAUUCUGUUUGCCAAUCUACUUCCCUUUGUUGUAUGGUGGGUUUUCCUUUAUAAGUCAACUAGUAGCCUCAUAAUUAUAGCUGGCCUCGUAGCAGUCAACUAGUAGCCUCACAAGUAUAGCUGGCCUCGUAACGGUCAACUAGUAGCCUCGCAAGCAUAACUGGCCUUUGUUACACUUAUCUUUUAGUUUUCUACUGGACGGAAUCACCGGCUUACAGUGUCAUUUGUGGGCUAGGUAUGUUUUUUGGUUUUUCAUUAACAAACCUCUAGUUGUGUUGCUAGGCCCUGCCGUUUAUUAUUCCUUAUAUUUGUGGCUAGAAUCCCGAUUCUUGUUCGGAGUAAUACCCCAAGGUUGGCUUUACUCUUAUUGUGCUCCUCUAAUAUGAAGGAAAUAGAAAGUUUUGUGAAGUAGGAUGACAAUGGAUGACAGUGAACAACGUAGCAUUAGAAAAACGUAUGUAGCAAAAUAUAGUCAUGAAUAACCUUAUGGUAGUUAGAUCCGUUGCGAAUACUUGGUUUUGAUCUCAUCAUCAAAGAUAAUUUGUUGUGGGGUUUUUUGUUUCUUAAAUUAUGAAGUUAAUGUAAUCAUUAUUUUUUUUAAGGCUGAAAUUGCCCACUUUGUAUUUGAUUCAAGGAUAAGGAAAGAGGAAUGAUCAUCUUUGAAUUUGUUUUUUUGUA